ACUCAUCUGCAAAGACUUGUCUGCACCUCUUGAAGUGUGACAACUUACUGCUGCUGCAUUAACAUCUCAGAACAUCAGACACAGGAUGAGGACGAUGGCUUCUUUCAUGUGCAAGACGCUGACUUUAUUCAUCAUCUGCAUGGCUCUGCAAGAGAGUUGUGGACUCCCCUUAUCAGACCAGGCAGAGCUGCCACCUCAGGCUCCACGCCAACACAGAGUCAGGACCAAACGCUGCUCCUGUAACAGCUGGGAUGAUAAAGAAUGCAUCUACUUCUGCCACCUGGAUAUUAUCUGGGUCAACACGCCAAGUAAGCUCAUUCCUUAUGGCCUUGGAAGUCCCCUGUCUCGCCGCCGCCGCCGUUCAGCUGAGCGAUGCGAAUGCCACAACACAGCCGAUAAAACCUGCUCCGGCUUCUGCCAUGAAAGCUCAAAGAAUCCAAGGACGGAUGUCGUGGGCCCAUUGGUGGAGUCUGCAGGCACAAGCAGCAACAAAUUGCUGGAAUCUUUUAGAUCUGUGGUCAAGUCUAACGUUGCGAUCGUAAACAGAGUAAACAGACUGAGCAGCAGAACAAGGACGUAGUGGACUGUGCAAACACCAGAAGCAGUUCAACCUCCAUGGAUUCAAACCUCCAUGGGCUGGAGUCUCGUCCAGCUACCUUCAAUGCCAGCAUCAGGGUUUUGGAAGGUGUUAAGAGUCUUACCAACUCUGGGGAUGUGGAGCUGGAAGGAUAAAAGAAGCAGUGGAUCCACCAUUUGAUCAACAUGGCAGAGCUUCGAAGGACUGGCAGCCCACAGAGACAGAAGCCCCACAGCAGGAACAAUGCUGGGUGGAGACGUCUAGAGUUAUUUAUUCAACUCUCUUUGAACAUUUCUUGAAACAUGGAAGCCUGGUAGCUGUCCUUUUUGGGAACCACAUCAAGAAAGUUUACACCGACAGAUCAGUCACUUAUCCAGGGUUUUUGGUUUUAAGAGCACUCCUGCGACUCGUCUGAAUGGACAGUUUAUAAUCCACAACUCACCUGCACUGAAGAGUAUAGCUUCAUUACAUAUUCCAGAGUCAUAUCAGCUCUGUAUGUAGUUGGGAAUUGUUUGUCAAUGUUUACUCUAGUGUUCUUCAUAUUAAUCUUUUAUAUUCCUCUGUAUCAGAGCUGGAAUCUGCUGCUCUACCUAGUCUUUAGGGCAAAUAAGCAAAUUGCUUUUUAAUUAUCAGGCAGUACUUGAACGUGGCAACUUGUUCACUCUUGGCACAUUUGGCCUCAGAGAAAUGAAGGUCAUCUCUUUGGGAUUUAUCUCACACACAAUUAGCUUUUAUACAAGGUCUAUUGUCAGCUCCUCUACACACACACACAUAUUCAGUUAACUUUCUGCUAGCAUAACAACAACAUUAGGUCUAUUGUGUUGGACCAAGUGUUUAUUACAUAGCUCCAGUUUAAUGUUUUGAUUUUAAGAUAAGCGAGAAGGUUUCAAUGGCAUGCAGUUUGCCAAAAAAUGCAACAAUUGUUAUUCUCCCCUGACAAAUGUUCACUUAAUUCCUCUGUAAUUAGCCACUGGGGAACAAUGACUCUCGACUUGUGUUAUGCACUUCAAAAGCUAUUUGUCCUGCACUUUUUCCUGUUCCAUGAAUCAAUUCGCUCCAUUUGAUUGUAGUCAACUCACAGACACAUGGAAAUAUAAACCUUCGUUGUACAUGAAAAUAUUCAUCCAGUUUACCGCCUUAAACAUGUACUGUUAAAUGCUGAAUUGUAUAUAGAAUUUAUUUAUUCUCUAACUUAUUCAGAGAUGUAUUUAUAUUUGUAUGAA
This is a messenger RNA of Anoplopoma fimbria (sablefish), 1800 nucleotides long. RefSeq names its product endothelin 2 (gene edn2). Gene Ontology annotation, molecular function: endothelin B receptor binding; hormone activity. The record is from RefSeq and is a predicted model, not a curated record. Gene Ontology annotation, biological process: regulation of systemic arterial blood pressure by endothelin; regulation of vasoconstriction; vein smooth muscle contraction. Lineage: Eukaryota; Metazoa; Chordata; Actinopteri; Perciformes; Anoplopomatidae. The transcript has 5 exons. Bases 86 to 580 code for a protein of 164 amino acids. Gene Ontology annotation, cellular component: extracellular region.